Messenger RNA from Suillus bovinus, 780 nucleotides. Its product is annotated as ribosomal protein L6, alpha-beta domain-containing protein. Gene Ontology annotation, cellular component: mitochondrial large ribosomal subunit; ribosome. The record is from RefSeq and is a predicted model, not a curated record. The transcript has a single exon. Gene Ontology annotation, biological process: translation. Bases 85 to 780 code for a protein of 231 amino acids. Gene Ontology annotation, molecular function: rRNA binding; structural constituent of ribosome. Lineage: Eukaryota; Fungi; Basidiomycota; Agaricomycetes; Boletales; Suillaceae.
GUUACAAAUAAGGCAUGUGACCUAUAUAGGCUCCGCUCGUAAAACUUAAAUUAUGUAAAGUCGACUUAAUCCAACCAGAAAGUUAUGAUACCACCGCGGGCGGCAUUGACUCUACGACACUUCAGCUCAUCUGCUCGUACAUGCGUGCACAUAUCUCAUAUUGGAAAAACUCCCAUCCCAAUUCCACCUAAUGUCACCAUUACCCAAUCUCAAACUUCGCUCAACGUCAAGGGACCUCUUGGCUCAACCUCUGUCCCACUGGAAUCAUACAUGAAACUCGCGUAUCCGCAAGAGAAUGUGCUGACAAUAGCCGUAGAGGAUGCAGAGGUAAAAAAGCAGCGCUCAAUGUGGGGUCUUACACGGACCCUCAUAAAUAACGCGGUCGUCGGAAUGACGGAGGGUUUCACUGUUCCCAUAUAUCUUGUGGGUGUCGGAUACAGAGCUGCGUUGGAGGACGAUCCGAGAGGAACAUCAAAUGGUGGCAAUGGCCAGAGGCUCAAUAUGAAACUGGGACAUUCUCAUAACGUCUACGUGCCAAUUCCUGCCCAUAUCAAGGCAGACGUGCCUUCUCCGACCAAGAUCACGCUCUUCUGCACGGACAAGCACCUUGCUUGGUCUUUUUGCUGCAAGCAUACGGAAAUGGCGUCCACCCGAACCAUACAAAGGCAAGGUGAGCAUAUCUUCAAUUAUGAAUUACAGGGAAAGAGGAGACUGACGCAUGACCAGGGUGUUUUUAUCGGUGACGAACAAAUUCGUAUCAAGUCAGUCAAAAAGAAGUAG